UCCACAGUCCAAUUCACAUUAACCAUGUUUAAGGUUACAAUAAUUGUUGGACUCUUGGCGCUGACCCAGGCCAGCCAUAUUCCCCUCGCUCCUUUAGGAUAUGACUACCCAGCCGUUCCACUCCAGGCAAGAUUGCAACCCGUCGUAGUUCCAGCCACGUCAACCAUAAUUUCGAAACCACCAGCACACUAUGACUACGGAUACACCGUAAGCGACCCGUAUUCAGGUGACCACAAGAGCGCCUACGAAACUCGUCGUGGAGACGCUGUGGCCGGAAGCUACUCCUUCUUGGACGCCAGCGGUACCAAGCACACCGUAGAUUACACAGCCGACGCAGCUCACGGUUUCAACGCCAACGUCCACAAGGAGCCCGCUAAGGUGGUUGUGGCGGCCCCGUCAGUUGUUCGUGCAGUUUCAGCACCUGGGGCACCUAUUCGUUGGCAAGAUCUUCUCCCAUAUUUCCCAGGUUAAUCAUGUUUUUGAACUAAUGCUGGUCAAGAAAUAAACAUUUUUUUCUUCUCUA
Aethina tumida (small hive beetle) is the source of this 523-nucleotide messenger RNA. Its product is annotated as larval cuticle protein A3A-like. Lineage: Eukaryota; Metazoa; Arthropoda; Insecta; Coleoptera; Nitidulidae. The transcript is spliced from 2 exons. Bases 25 to 471 code for a protein of 148 amino acids. Gene Ontology annotation, cellular component: extracellular matrix. The record is from RefSeq and is a predicted model, not a curated record.